This is a messenger RNA of Candoia aspera, 1503 nucleotides long. Its product is annotated as solute carrier family 2, facilitated glucose transporter member 11-like. Lineage: Eukaryota; Metazoa; Chordata; Lepidosauria; Squamata; Candoiidae. Gene Ontology annotation, molecular function: hexose transmembrane transporter activity. The record is from RefSeq and is a predicted model, not a curated record. Gene Ontology annotation, cellular component: plasma membrane. Bases 1 to 1503 code for a protein of 500 amino acids. Gene Ontology annotation, biological process: monosaccharide transmembrane transport. The transcript has 12 exons.
AUGGCAGCCGGUUUCCUCUCGGCGUUUGUGCAGUACCAGCGGCUGUUCCAAAUGGUGAUCGUGUUAGGACUGGGCGGGACGCUUCUUAUUGGCUUCCAGGUCUCUGUGAUCACCUAUCCCUCCCAGGACAUCAAGAGAUUCAUCAAUGAGACAUGGGUAAAGCGACACGGGGCUGCUCUCCCGCAAGAAACCCUGACGGCGGUGUGGUCCUUCGUCAUUUCGAUCUACUGUCUUGGUGGUUUUCUGGGCUGCUUAUGGAGCGGACCUCUGGCCAUUAGAUGCGGAAAAAAGAAAAGUUUAAUAUGCAGCGAUUUUAUCGUAAUCACGGGCGCGCUUCUUAUCGGCUCCAGUAAGACGGCCGAGUCCUUUGAAAUGAUUCUGACGGGCCGCUUCCUUUACGGCAUCAGCGCAGGGCUGUGCCUGAAUGUCCACGGGCCGUAUCUCGGCGAAAUUUCCCCGAAGAAGUUCCGUGGUUUGGCCACCGCGAGUGCGGCUGUGUUCUUUUCCCUAGGAAAGGCCUUGGGGCAAAUCAUGGGCUUAAGAAACCUUCUGGGCACCGAGGCGCUGUGGCCCCUCCUGCUCGCCCUGUGCGGCUUCCCGGCGCUGCUGCAGCUGCUGCUGCUGCCGUUCUUCCCAGAGUCCCCGCCGUACCUCUUGAGGCACAAGAAGGACCCCGAGGCCUGCCUGAGAGCAGUGAAAGACCUCUGGGGCGAAGGACAUCAGCAAACCGAAAUAGAGGACACGUUGAGAGAGAUGGCCGUGCCAGGCUCCAAGAACUUGAGUAUCUGGGAAGUGGUGAAGGAGCCCAGUUUGCGAAGGCCGUUGCUUAUUGUCAUUCUGCUGAUCACGGGUUUGCAGCUCUGUGGCCUGAGUGCAAUCUACUUCUAUGCUUUUGAAGUUUUCCGUACCGCCGGCCUUGAAGAGGCGGUUAUCCCUUAUGUCACGCUGGGCAUCGGCCUCUCUGAAUUCGCCUCUGUGACCCUGUGCAGCUCCAUCAUUGACCACCUGGGCCGGAGAAUUCUGCUGUGGGGUGGUUUUGGGAUGAUGGCCCUGACUUUGGCCCUCCUCGUCCUCAUGCUGUCUUUCCAGGAUCAGUCUCCCUGGAUUUCUUACAGCAGCAUCACUCUCAUCUUCCUCUUCAUAAUUUUCUAUGGAAUUGGUCCAUCUGGUGCCAUCUUCUCUGUCAUGGUGGAGAUUUUCAGCCCUGCCGCAAGACCGUCUGCCCUCGUCCUUGCCGGCUCGGUCAGCUGGGUGGGCCUCUUUAUCACUGGCAUAGGGUUCCCCUUUGUGGUGGAGGCCCUCAGUUACUAUUGCUUCCUCAUCUUCUUUGGUGUGCUCGUCGGAAUGGGACUUUUCAUCUACCUCUUCCUUCCAGAGACAAAGGGGAAGUCAACCCUAGACAUAGCAGAAGACCUCAACAGGAUCCAUCUAGGGAAGAAGCUCACAUUAAUCGCACCAGAAAAUAAUUAUCCCAGGAGCCACAGCAUCUGUACCAAAUUAUGA